UUGCUCUGGAGACAGUCUGAUAAUUUACAUAAAACGAGCACUACCAUAAAUCGUCAAAUCAUAGGCUUCGAGCCAAUCAGCUAUGCAGGCCUUCGUCCCGAAAAAUCGGAGACCAAAAUUCGAAUUGGUGCUGAGGAUCAUCGAUCUCAACAAUGUACCGCUCGUGACUGGUACGGCAUCCGUGAAGUGGCGCCUUCCUUCCGGAUGUACGGCCGAAAACCAUGGGCAUACCGACAAAGCGGUCAUCAUAGACCACAGAGCAUAUUGGAACUAUGAGAAAGUCUUACAGGUUCGCCUGACGAUCGACCGAAACCAGACGCUUCACGAAUGCGAGUUAUACUUUGAGAUUAUACAAGAGUUCAUGUCCGGGGCAAAUAAUGAGAAGAGCAUACUAGGAAAAGUCAGGCUCAAUUUGUCUGAGUAUGUGGACAAGAGUGACGACGAUGAAGGCAUCGUCAGGCGCUAUUUGAUGCAGGACAGCAAAAUCAACAGCACACUCAAGGUUGGGAUAGCUUUACGCCAGAUUGAGGGUGAUCGGAAUUUCGUCACGCCCCCUCUCAGAUCGGCAAGGGUUUUUGGAGGAAUCGCCGGCGUUGUCUCCACCGAACAAGGUGAACACGACGAGUUGGGCAGGCUGCCGUCCAUCAAUUCCCAGAGCAGGGAGGCCACCGACAUGCAGGACAUGUAUCGCCGCACCCUGGCUGCUUCGUGGAACUCGCGAGCCGACGACCUACCGGCGGACAAGCUGAUCGAAGAAUUAUUCGCUGGAAGUAUCAGCUGGGCAGACAACCAGCACUCACAUCCCGACAACUCUGCGGAUUACCACGCUGACCGACUUUCCCCGUAUAGCCGGACGGGCAUAAGGCCAGCCUCCACGGACAAUCGUCUGUCGCCCAGCAGUUUCGAGAAGCGACCUCGAAGCUCCUCCAGCAAUCACUUUCGGAACGAGGUAAAGGCAACAGAGACGGCCUCAGGGACGGGUCAUGCCAGGAAGAACGGGAGUAUUGGACAACAGCUCCAUGACAAUCCGAAAGGAAAGAGUUGGAAGAGUCGCAAUGCCGACCAUGAAGUGUCCGAGUUCGAUGUGCGCGAGGAUUUACGGAGUUGGGAGAUUACGAGCGAGGAAGGACUCUCGAAAUGUCCGCUACGCCCACCAUGCAGAACAAAUAUCAACUCCCCAUUGCGCUGGCGCAAUGUUAUUGCUCGACUCGAAUCUACCUCCUCCACUGAUACCACCGCUGAUACCGAAACGAAUCCGGAGCCCCAAAAAGACUCGCACAAUGCGCGCAAGCAUGAUAGGCGAGAAAGGGAGACGACCCGUGCAGUACCGAUUUCGGUGACUUCUCUGGGAAACCCGGUGCAAGUCGUGGUCUUGAAACCCAAAAAGAAGUGGAAGCUGAACAUGGAUGAGCUGGCUGCCGGAUUAAGGGCGAAAGAGGAGAAUCCAAACAACACAAACAAGCGAGUCGACGACGACGAUUCCCAGCAUUUCUUGGUGAAGGAAUUGGAAGAAGACGCUAGCUUUGCCACUAAAGAACUCUUCGCCUCUCACAUUGACGAGUUACGCACUCCUUACCGGUCACACGACAAGUUAGCGCCUUCUGAUUGGAACGAUCUCAGAUUCAAACUUCACAACUCGUUCACGGUAGCACAACUCAAUGAGUAUAUUUUACGGUCACGGGAGAUGGAGGAACAAGUCGCGAGCGAAGCCGAGGAACAAGCUACAAGUCAGGAUGGCUCUGCAGCCUAUAAAUGGGUGCCUGGGGUGGUGAAUCUCACGGAGAUGGUGUCGAAUUCCCCUUCCGCUCGUACUGGAGCACUCAGAGGGUUGAAGGGCAAGGCAAUCUUGGCCGAAAGGGUCCUCCGAGAAUGUUGGCAUUUGAGUGUCGAUGGCGAACUCGGCCAGCUUGAUAUUCCUGUCCCCGGCUCCACGUUGUCUUUGCUCUUGAGUGCUCAGAACUUUUCCUUCGAGGAGCUCGCUGCGUUGCAUGAUGUCAAGAUCGACGUAUCCCAGGUGCUAGGCCUUUUGAGGAUCACUGGGCGUCAAGGAGCAUGUGAAUCUAUGCGAGACAUCAUCCGGGACGCUACUCUCAGAGUACAAGAGCGAGAAGUAACAUUGCCGGCUAAUAUGAGUGAAUCCGCUAGCGCACGUCUUCGAAACUCUGAUUUUCAGUCUUUCAUCAACAAGUCUUUUGGGCCGACUUUUGAGAUUGAUAAGACAACACAAACACCGAAGCGGAUGUUCUAUCUUGCAGAAAACAAACUGCAGGCGGACGAUGCGCUUAGGACACUCCACCUUGCAUGGCACAGCACCAACAAUUCCCCCACCCCAUUUAGUACAUACUUACCUGCUUCCGAAACAGCCAGCAUCAACAACAUCGACCCUGAGCUUAACACGCCAUGGUUUGACCGCCGACAUUCAUGGUUCAGAUGGGCUGUGCAACAUGAGGCCGGCCAGGUUGUGACAUCCGGCUCCUUGCUGGAACGGCGCCGAUUCUUCGAUAGGCACCAAAGUCGGUUGUCGAGUGUGCUCCUUAAGUUGCUUCGGAGUUCAAAUUUCAACAAAACCACCGGCAUAGAGAACCCCGCCAAUGUUCAGGAAUCUGUGACUGCGGCCGUCGGGAAAUGCCUUUUCCUGCGCAAGCCGAACCUGGAUGAGACGCCGCUCAGCGCUCCUCAACUUGGUCGGCUGUCACUCGCACGUACAUUUACAACCGACAUACCUCGUGCGGCACCCUUCCUGAACACACUGAGGCUUCAGAAGUCAGACGAGCAACAGGUGCACCGCAUCCGCCUGGUUCCUUCAGCUCUUCAUGCCCAUGUCUUCCCGCAGCUUGAAGUGGAAGUCACGGCGAACACCUCCAAGUCUCCGUAUUAUACCGGUCCCGAAUUCGGUCUUUUGCGAGUCAAGGUGGUCUUGUCCGAGAGCAAACUGGAUUUCCUGCUUCCCGAGAAUGGGCUCGAUCUCCGGUUCACCCGACACUUGACCCAUGACCUUCCGCUUAAAUCCGAGGCCAAUUCGACAUUGGACGCUCUGGAAGAGAGCCUGCACACCGCAUUCGCCCGGUCCCUCGAGACCAGCGGCAGCGAAGUGCCGCUUCCCGCCUUCACCCAGAUCUCCCUCCCCCGCUAUCUUCUACCCGAAUCCGUCCCGGCGGAGAGCGACACCGUCACGGCAGACUACGUCUUUCUCCCGGUGGGCGACGUUCGGGGCACCCGGGUCCAUCAAUACAUGUUUGGUGGCCAGCAGCUCGACUAUUCGUACUACGAGAGUGGGCCGUUCUUGCCGCAUCGCACCACGGAGCUCUCUCUGCGCACGGAAAUCGAGAACAUCGACACGAACUUAUUGAAGAUUCUCCCUGUUUCUAAGCCCGAGGCUAACGUGGAGGAUCGGUUCCAUGAGUUCUACAAAUCGGCCUGCAACCUGGCGUUUGACUUGGAAAUGGCGCGCCAGACCGAGGCACCUUUUAGUGACUCGGAUAUAUUCUAAUGAAAAGCGAUCCAGUGGCGUUGGAAUAGAUGAUUCAUGUAUCAUAUAUGUAUAUUAUUAUGUAUUUUCUUAGGGAUUCAGAUGAGGUCAUGGGUUACGGAUG
Aspergillus saccharolyticus JOP 1030-1 is the source of this 3593-nucleotide messenger RNA. RefSeq lists its product as uncharacterized. Lineage: Eukaryota; Fungi; Ascomycota; Eurotiomycetes; Eurotiales; Aspergillaceae. The transcript has 7 exons. The record is from RefSeq and is a predicted model, not a curated record. The coding region runs from base 83 to 3490 and encodes 1135 amino acids.